AUGCCUCAUAAUAAAGUAGUUAAUCGGAUUUACAAGUAUAGGGGUAUUAUUAAAGAUGUUGCAACUAGGUAUUGUCAUAGUUUUGCAAUGACUGAUAAAUCUUCUGCACAAAUGGCUAAGAAUAUUCAAAAAAUUUAUGAUAAUCUUAAGGAGCCUCUCUCUUGGCCAAAUUGUUUUAAUUCUGAUAAGAAAACGGAAUAUAUGGAGAAUUAUAAGAGUUUAUUGCUUAAACAUGAUGUAAAAAUACAAUAUGGCAAAAGCAAGAAAGAUAAUGCUAUAGCUGAACGUGAUCAUAAAGAAUUUGAAAAGCAUUCUGGUAUUCAAUAA
Messenger RNA from Funneliformis mosseae, 327 nucleotides. The record is from the annotation of a GenBank genome assembly. Lineage: Eukaryota; Fungi; Glomeromycota; Glomeromycetes; Glomerales; Glomeraceae.